Prorocentrum cordatum is the source of this 2396-nucleotide messenger RNA. NCBI's taxonomy places the organism in Eukaryota, Dinophyceae, Prorocentrales, Prorocentraceae. The record is from the annotation of a GenBank genome assembly.
GAUCUGGAGCCAGCCGGUGGUCUUCGAGACCCCCGAGGGCGGAAAGUCGGCGGUCUUGCUCAUGGACACUCAGGGUGUGGACGAUGGGCAUCUGGCGACCAGCCACAGCGCUACCGUGUUCGGCCUCACGGCGGUGCUGGCCUCGAAGCUAAUGUACAACGUCCAGAGCCGCAUCGACGACUCCGACGUCGGCAGGCUGGUCUUCCUCAACAACUUCAUCGGCAUCGCCCGCACCGCCGGCGACCAGGACGUCAAGUUUGGGGACCUCAUGUGGGUCGUGCGCGACUACAAGCACUUCAAGGACGGCUCCACCCUGCAGGGCUGCGAGCGCGAGAUGGCCGACGAGUUCGCCACGUGCUCGGAGGACGCGGGCCUCUCGGAGGAGCGGCGGGCCAGCAUGCGCGCCCUGCGCGAGUCGUUCGCGUCCACGGGCUGCUACUGCCUGCCCUACCCCGGGAGCAGGGUCGAGUCGCAGAGCUGGGAGGGGGCCCUCGGCGACGUGGACCGCGACUUCCUGUACAUGGUGGACCGCUUCGCCUCGCAGUUCUUCGGCGGCGGCUUCCCCAGGAGGUACCAGCCCUGGGGCGUGGGCCUCACGGCCGGGAACUUCGCGGAGCGCAUGCGCGGCCUGCUGGACGCCUUCCGCAACAGCGAGAGCUACGCCGUCGCGCCGGGCGAGGCCAUGCUGAAGCUGGCGGCGAGCUCCAACUGCGAGGCGCUGCUGCAGCGCUUCGCGGCCGAGGACUGCGCGGCGCUCGCCGGCGGAGACGGCAGCGCGCUGCCCCCCUCCGAGCUCGCGGCCGCGGCCGAGCGGCUCCGGGGCCUGUUCGAGGAGAGGCUGGACGCCGAGCUGGGGAGGUGGAGGCCCCCAGACGAGCGGCAGCAGCGCGCGUCCUUCGCGCGCCGCUUCGGGGAGGAGCUGGAGCGGAGGGCCCGGGAGAACGACCUCCGCGUCAGGGCCGCGGUGGAGGCCGCUCAGGAGAGGCUGGCGCAGGAGGGCGCCCGCAGGCUCGAGGAGGCCCUGCCGUGGGACCGCGUCUUCAAGCCCUCCGCGCUCGCCGAGCUCGGCGCCGCGGCGGUGGGCGAGGCGGAGGAGCGGCUGCGCGCGGAGCUCGGGAGGCUGGAGCUCCCCGAGCACGAGCGGGAGGAGCGGCGCGGCGCCCUGCGGGACUCGCUGCAGGGCCGCGUCGAGGUCCGCCGCCAGCGCAACGAGCAGGACCUGGAGGGCGCCAGCUCCAAGGCCCUGGCGCUCCCGGUCGUCUGCAUCGCCGUCUACCUCGCGCUCGAGCACCCGGCUCUCUUCCUGGUCUUCGUGGGCCUGGUCGUGUGCGCCGUUGUCCUCGCCGAGACGAAGGCCGUGGGCGCCUCCAGCCCCUGCGAGCCGGAGGUGCGGCGCGGCCUGCAGGACGCCGCCGGCCGCCUGGGCGGCAGGUGCGGCAGGGACCUGCAGGCCCUGUGCGUGGCCGUGCAGCUGCUGCGCGCAGACCUCUCGACCACCAGCGGUGGCCGCGGGCGGCACGCGGGCCGCCCCCGGAUGCUGCCCGCCCUCGGCGUCGCCCUGGCGGCGCUGCUGUGCCUCGCGGCUGGCGCCGUGUCCCUGCAGCUGGAGGGCGCCCGGCCCCCCGCCGCGCUGCCCCCGUCGCCGGCGCCGCCGCCACCGCAGAGGCCUUCCGGCGGCGCCUCUGCCGGCGCGCCGCCCGAGGAGGGCGGCCGGCGCGACGCCGCGAGGGCGGCGGCGCGCGAGGCGGCGCUGCGGCUGGAGAGGGACGCGGCGCUGCAGCGCCAGCAGGCGGCCGAGAAGCAGGCCGCCGCCGCCGAGGCGGCGCGCCGGGCGGCGGUGCGCGAGGCCUCCGCCGCCCGCGCCCGGCUGCAGGCCGAGCACACCGGCCUGGAGCAGCGCCUGCGGGAGCUGCCCUGCCAGAAGGGCCUGGCGGCGGUCUCCGCCGUCGUGGGCCUGAUGUGCAUCCUCGGCCCCUCGGCCCUGUUCCGCGUCUUCCUGGUCGUGUGGGGCUCCAUCUUCGGCGGGCUGCUGGUGGGCUCUGCGGCAGUCUUCCUCGGCAGCGAGGCCCAGGACUCCAGCCUGGUGGACGCUGCCGGGUCGCUGCUCGGGUGCCGCGGCGGCGCCGACCAGCUGGCCGCCGGCUACGCGGCGUGGGCGCUCGUGACCGGGCUGGGCGUCCUGCGGUGGUACACGGGCUUCGAGUGCGCCUUCUACGCCGUGGUGGAGGAGAUGGAGCCGUCCUGGAUCGGGGGGGCGAUGGUCCGGGCGGGCCACCGCCUGGAGGAGCCGCUGCUGGCCCGCACGGGCCUGGCGAUGGACAGGCGCUUCAGCCUCGCCGACGCGCUCGUGGGCUGCGGCAGGCCGCCGCAGGGCGGCGCCGUGCCUGGCGGUCUCG